Molecule: messenger RNA, 468 nt
Organism: Haliaeetus leucocephalus (bald eagle)
Lineage: Eukaryota; Metazoa; Chordata; Aves; Accipitriformes; Accipitridae
Product: alpha-1,2-mannosyltransferase ALG9-like
Exons: 4
Coding region: 1-444 (147 amino acids)
Biological process (GO): protein N-linked glycosylation
Cellular component (GO): endoplasmic reticulum membrane
Molecular function (GO): alpha-1,2-mannosyltransferase activity
Source: RefSeq, a predicted model, not a curated record
AUGGCCGCCAAAGGGGCCCGGCAGCGGCUGCGGGCUGGAGGUUGUGGGGAGUCGGCCCGGCCGCGGCCGGAGGCCGCGGAGGAAGCGCGCCUGGAAUCAUCUGGGAGCAAAGCAGGACAAGUUUGGGCCCCUGAAGGAUCAACAGCUUUCAAGUGUCUCAUCUCAGCCAGGUUCUGUGCAGCUCUCUUAAGUAACAUCUCUGAUUGUGAUGAGACGUUUAACUAUUGGGAACCGACACACUACCUCGUUUAUGGAAAGGGGUUUCAGACAUGGGAAUACUCUCCAGCCUAUGCUAUCCGCUCCUAUGCUUACCUGUGGCUUCAUGCCUUACCAGCCUUGUUCCAUGCUAGAGUUCUACAAACUAACAAGGUUCUCAUCUUCUAUUUCCUCCGAUGCUUCCUGGCCUUCCUGAGCUGCAUUUGUGAACUCUACUUUUACAAGUGAGUAUUUAGAAGCUGUCUACAGUGA